CUCAGCCUUGCAGUAGUUUCAGCUUCGGUUUCAGGACUCGCCCAGCAUGGCGGUGUCGGCUCCUGCCCUUUGGCACUGUAAUCUUCUGCCGCCCGCCAUCUGAGCUUGCCAGUCACACCAGAUCUCCGUUUGUCCGUCUCGCGCCGUGACCUUGGCAUGCUUUAAUACUCUGUCGACCACCUCGGGACGCCUGUGUUUUCUUCGAGGAUGGCAUCUUUCUUGCGCUCGUACGACUCACGCCUCGGCUCAGAGUACAGCUGGAUCCCAUCUGUCCAUGUCCGUCCAUGAUGGAACCCAUCCGACGUGAAGAACGCGAACUGGUCGUGGAAGACGAGACGGAAGCGUGCGGAAUGGAGUCUAACCACUGUCCUCAGCGUCCCGUGCCACUUUGAUCGCCUAGCCUUACGUUCCAAAAUCGCGUCUGCUCCCUCUCUACGCUCCGUAGAUGCGCGAGAAGAUGGAGGCACGCACUACAAGCCUAUGAGGAUGAGAGUUCAGAAUGGUAGCAGCUUCAAGUGUAUUCUUCGACCGGCUUGGUCGAGCACGAUGGCGAUUGCUACUGGCCGUACGAAUCUCGGAUGGCGGGUGAACGUCGGGCCAAGAAGCGCUCACAGAUGUAGGUAAACGCAGUCAUGAAUAUCGAACGACGAUUCUUGAAGAAAGCUUCCUUCCUACAUGCUCCUCGCCAAAAACAAAAAGGCCGAAAGAAAGGGCCAGACCGUCCAGACCCUGAGAUAGAUACGCCAAAUGCGCUCCUCGCGUGAUCGUGCCCUCUCUCAAGCAGGUUCUCGACCAAUUCCGUAGAGAGUAGUGUCUCUACAUGGCACAACCGCCGGAGGAUGCCGAUCCGGGAGUUCUGGCAAACACGUUGGCUUCGAAUGUCAACACUCUAUCCGUCGCCUGGUCCUCCCAUCCCUACGCGGAAAAUUACCAGGGUUUCCAGACUUCCUGACCUGUGCUGGGGAAAUGGCAAGCUUCUUCAGCAAAUCGAACGUCCAAACAACCAAACGUGCUGGAGACCGGUGACGAAUGUUGUGGCACUCUCGACGUGGAAUCUGACUGUCCUAAAGAUGGCAAAAGAGAGAUCGACAACACUUCUGUCCAGCACGUCAAAGGUGGACCGCCGGACAGGCAAGAUUUUGGAGAUGCGACCUUUUCACUGGGUCGUGAAACGCCUCAACGACGAGCUUGACUUCUGACGAGAACGGAACUGGUGAAACCAAGACGAUUGCGUGCUAUUUACAUGUCACCCUGCUACGUUGAUUUCGAGCCUACCGACAACAAUCAGUCACCUCACGUAAAGAGGCGACGGCAUUGAUUCGCUCACUAUGCGCUCGAAAGAAUCUACAGCAGACAGCAACGUGAUCUGCGCCAUUUCUUGGUCAUUCAAGUACCUUUCAAUUCUUCUUCUAACUUUACAAUUUUGUUUUUUGUUUUUUUUUUGACUCGGAUUACAAACUCGCAGCUUGCAAGCUUUCGGUGCACAUACUCCACACGUACAACCUCCCUUGGGAUUGGCCUGCAAGUGGGCGCAAUAUCACAAAAGCGCGAAUUAAAGAGAUGGAAAAUCAAAAUCAUAGGACUGACACGUCGUCUGUCAUCACUCGAAACUGAAGAUGCGAUCCGUCAAGCCUUGUUGCCUCUAUUCCAAGAGACACGUGGACUCCCCUCUCGCAUAUCUCUCCGACCCGAAUCUCCUCAUAUCGCUUCAUAAUGCCGUGCAUAAGCUUCUUCUUCCAUCCACUGUCAGAGACGAUCCUGUUGCGAGCACUCUCAAUUUCGCUGCGUCCAAUUAUAGGCACGGGCCUCAUGUACCAACAUGAAAGGAUAUAAUCCACCUUUGAGCUCGAAUUACUACAUGCAAGGUCAUAGAGAACUCUUAAUAUUAAGUCUGACAGUAUGCCAUACAUGGGGCACAUGUCGAUGAGGCGUGUAGGCUGGAAAAUACCCGAUCUGAGGAUUGCGCCGAUGUCUUUGUAAUGCCAAAACUGGAUGGUUUUGAUGCUAGAUCUGAAGUAGGGAGAUAGUUUCCGCAGUGACAACAUCCUGGCACUUAUCUGAUCGGUGGUUUCGAAUCCGUUGAUCUUGAGGACACAGCCCAGAUAAGCCAAGGCAUACGCGUCGUGGUAGAACCGGCGGCAUGUCAAGAGGACUUGGAGAUCUUUGUCCUUUCCUGGCUCCGUGUGAAAGACGUGGAAGAAGAUUGCAAUCCGUAGCUCCGCUGGGAGACCCAAAAAGGAAUUUUCCGGGUAGGUUCUAGCAAUCGGUUGUUCUAUCAAACCUGAUCUGGUU
This is a messenger RNA of Verruconis gallopava, 2292 nucleotides long. RefSeq lists its product as uncharacterized. Bases 840 to 1199 code for a protein of 119 amino acids. The transcript has a single exon. The record is from RefSeq and is a predicted model, not a curated record. Lineage: Eukaryota; Fungi; Ascomycota; Dothideomycetes; Venturiales; Sympoventuriaceae.